Molecule: messenger RNA, 711 nt
Organism: Prosopis cineraria
Lineage: Eukaryota; Viridiplantae; Streptophyta; Magnoliopsida; Fabales; Fabaceae
Exons: 1
Coding region: 1-711 (236 amino acids)
Molecular function (GO): DNA binding
Source: RefSeq, a predicted model, not a curated record
AUGGUGGACGAAACUUCUGCAUCUGCUAGUAUUGACCAACCCUUGCCAUCACAAUUAAUUGAUUCUAGUCAAAAUGAAAUGCCACCUCUUAUUGGACCAACUCCACCAACUCCUCCUCUUGUAGCUAUUGAUCCUGCCUCUAACCUUGCACAAGAUUGUGGUCCAGAGAAUGUGAGCAGAAAGAGAAAAGAGCCUGCAAAAAAGAGUAAACAAUCACAAGUUUGGGAGCAUUUUGUGAAGUUACCUUUGGAAGAAACAAAUGGAGAGGUUAAAGCUUCUUGCAAAUACUGUCAUGCAACUUAUGCUUGUGACCCAAACAAGCAUGGGACAACAUCAUUGAAAAGGCACUUUCCAAAAUGUCCUAAAAACCCACAUAAGGCUACCACAAUACCAAAGCAAUCAAUGUUGAACUACGUGACGCCAAGUGGACAAGGAGGGGGCUUAGUCUCUCAUGUUUUCAACCAAAAACGAUGUAGAAGGGCAUUGGCUGAAUUUAUUAUUUGUGAUGAGAUGCCAUUCAGGAUAGUUGAGAAGUAUGGGUUUAGAAAUUUUGUGAGAGAGCUGGAACCAAGAUUUCGAAUCCCUUCGCGAACAACAGUUGCUAGAGAUUGUUGGCAACUAUACCUUGGAGAAAUCAAGAUAUUGAAGCAAGUGUUGAAGAAGUCUGCAAAUCGUGUUUGCUUGACAACUGAUUGCUGGACAUCUACUUAA